Trypanosoma brucei brucei TREU927 is the source of this 1827-nucleotide messenger RNA. RefSeq lists its product as hypothetical. NCBI's taxonomy places the organism in Eukaryota, Euglenozoa, Kinetoplastea, Trypanosomatida, Trypanosomatidae. The record is from RefSeq and is a predicted model, not a curated record. The transcript has a single exon. The coding region runs from base 1 to 1827 and encodes 608 amino acids.
AUGACGGGGCCAACGCGUGCUCUGUUUCUGUCGAGCGGAAUCAAUUUGGGCCGACUCCGCCUGGCGGAGCAGUUCUCCUCCAUGAAUGGAUGGCAGUCAAAAGAAGAUCCCGCGUUUGACGCUUAUGUCAAGGAGCGGAGGCGAAAGGAGAACUACGAGGCCUUUGACCAACGUGUCGAGCGGGGCUACGCCGCCGCCGCGAAGCUGCACAAAGCAGAGAUUCAAAACGCCGUGAAGCGGCGACUGAAGUCGAGUGGAGCGAAGUUUACGGCAGAAACGCUACGUGAGAUGAGUAGUGCCGUAACGGAGCGUCUGGCGUGGUUGCGUGACGUUUGGGCACAAAUCGAUUCUGAUUAUCGCAGUGGCGAUUCAGCCCGUCAGGAGACGGCUGCACAGGAGAUUUCUGCGGCGUUGCGCGGAGAACCAAACGAUCACAUGCGAUGGGUGUACGAGACGAAGCGAGAAUUGCGGUUUGCAGGACCCGUUGGUCGUCGUGCCAUCCAAGAAGAACUGCAGGCAGCUGAACUACCUGAAGUUUUGGACGAGGAGGUUAACCGCUACCACGAUCUGAAACUCAACAUGAUGGAAAUCGAACGUGAGGUGAAAGCCAAAUAUGGUGUGGCUGGCCAGCAGCACUGGGCCGAACUGCAGGCAGCGAAGGAUGAAGAGUACAUACAGAAGCUAGAUGAGGCCGCUGAGGUUUAUAAGCAACUUCUUGAUCAAAGUGCUAGAUUGGACGAGUCCCGCCGGUCGGAACUGCAACGGAGUUAUGUAGAACGAGUUCACCAGGCACAAGUUCGUUUUAAGGCAGCCAUGGAGCUUGAGGGUCAGCGUGAGCAACUCAUUGAGGCUCACCAGGCAAUGAAGGAAGAGAGAAUGCGUACAGAGCGUGAAAAGAGACGGCAGCUGCUACGUGAGGCAGCGGAACUUCGCGCACAAGGAAAGGAGAGCGCGGACGUUCUCACCGCACUGAAGGAACGACAACUCGAUGCCAAUGCAAAGCGGCAAGCUGAGUAUGAACUGAAAGAAUGUGAGGACAUCCUCAAACGGAAGUCAGAGAUGUUGGACAUGAUUGCUCACUUUAAGCAUGAUGUCGAGGAGCGGGAGGGACGUGAAAUGUUGCAGCGUCAGAAGAGUGAUGAGGAGCGUCAGGUCAACGUUUUCGGCUUUUACGAGGAGGUGGGUGUCGAGGACGGACUUUCCAUUAGCAGUGAAGGAACCACUUCCCAGGGUGUCUCCUCUGGCCUUGGCACUGUAUCAACUUCUACCUCGUGUGCUAAGAGUGCUGAUAGUAACAGCAGCGCACAACCAUCGCAAAAAUUACGGAAGGAAGAACUGUGGAAGGCAAUCAACGCCGACACGUACGAGGACCCGUUCCGCACUGUUCACCAGGCUCGUUUAGAUGCCGUGAAAACUUAUGAUCCCGCGUAUGCCCGAACCUUCCCGCUGAACCUUGUCCUCGGUCGCAAGUAUUCUAGGCAGGGUGCUGGUGAAAUGGCUGCGGGUAAUGAGACAGACAAACAGAUUCUGCAGAAAGGAAAUAACAUUCUCUACAGUUUCCAAUGGGGUCUCAACAACGGCACUGUGCACGACCUCGAUGCUGACGGAAGCACGGAUUACUUCAUGGAUGGCGCAUUUCAUGUGCGUGAUAAAGAAACUGGCGAUAUUGACUGGCGCUACGAGAAGAAGAGGGGUGGUCCCGUGUUUAGAGGACCUAAAUUUUAUCGGCUUGGUGCACAGCGUGAGGCGGCAGACCCGGGUGAGCGGGCCAUGGAUCCCACUCCAUACACUUCUACACCACGGGAACAUAAGUGGCGUAGCAGCUAA